This is a messenger RNA of Stereum hirsutum FP-91666 SS1, 1688 nucleotides long. RefSeq lists its product as uncharacterized. The coding region runs from base 103 to 1449 and encodes 448 amino acids. Gene Ontology annotation, cellular component: cytosol. Lineage: Eukaryota; Fungi; Basidiomycota; Agaricomycetes; Russulales; Stereaceae. The transcript is spliced from 7 exons. The record is from RefSeq and is a predicted model, not a curated record. Gene Ontology annotation, molecular function: NADH pyrophosphatase activity. Gene Ontology annotation, biological process: NADP+ catabolic process; NAD+ catabolic process.
GCCUCCGCCAUCAAGUUGGCGGUCAACAGCAUUCGUUUCCAUCUCCUUGUGCGUCACGCGUGGCCCGUGCGCAGCUCUUCCACCGUUGCAAGACAGCUCGCCAUGUCCGAAACAUAUGUUAAUUUUCUGGGUGGAUCUCCCUUGAAUCGCCUUUCUUGGCUUCGCACUUCAGCCACUUUCCUCAACGCCAUCGCCAUCUCGCCAUCGACCCGCUGGAUAGCUUUCCGCCGCGGAGAUCCUCUCAUCUCGGGUACUGCUCUUGCUCGCCUGACCACCGACGAAAUUCGACCCCUCAUCGGAUCAGAGCCAUUUUUUGGCCAAGGUCAGAACGCUGGUGAGCUGGUAGAGAAAGGUGUCUCUAUUGUCGAGACCGCAAGAUUCCGAGGCCCUCCCAUCGUAUUUCUUGGGCUUGACGAACAUCAACAGAAGGCUGAAGCUCUACCUUCAAGCGAAUUCAGCGGUAAUGAUCCGCAGGUGACCGCCCAGAAUUUUAAUGGCACGCCCUAUUUCACUAUCGACUUGACCAAUGUACCCGAAGGGCAAGUGGAUGACCUCCUCCGCGACCGGCAACUCACCUUCUCUGAACCUCGUGCGGCCAUGCAGAAGGUGGACAUGGAUGAGGCUGGCUUAUUUGCCGUUGCCAGAAGCAUGGUCGACUGGAACGCCAGAAACAAGUUUUGCCCAUCCUGUGCUGCGCCUGUGUACUCCCUCUGGGCGGGGUGGAAACUAUCUUGCAGCUCACUUACUCCAUGGGCGGAUAAUACAGGCAGAGAGCCCUGCCCGACUGCCAAGGGCCUGCACAACUUUGCUCACCCUAGAACAGACCCUGUGGUGAUUAUGGCGGUCACCAACGAGGCCAAUGACCGCAUUCUCCUGGGCAGAAAUAAAAAGUUCCCUGGGAGUUUCUACUCUGCCCUCGCAGGGUUCAUCGAGCCCGGUGAAUCGUUCGAAGAUGCUGUCAAGCGUGAGCUCUGGGAAGAAGCCGGUGUCAGGGUGUGGAACGUCAAAUACCACUCUACGCAACCUUGGCCAUUCCCAGCAAACUUGAUGGUCGGCUUCUUCGCUACCGCUGACCCAGCACAGCCCAUCCGAACUGAUCUUGACAACGAGCUCGAAGACGCCCGCUGGUACACUCGCGAAGAAGUCGUCGCAGUCCUAGAACACGCUCAAGGCACGAAUUUCACUCGCCGCGACUGGAAACAAGUGGCGGAAGUUCAGGAAGGCAAGGUGGACACGGUCACCUCAGGCAGUGAUCCACUCGCUGGAGACGCUGCUGCUGCGGCCAAUAAAGCUCAAUCUGCCGCGAGUGCACCGGUGAAGAAAGAGCAGGAUGCGCCGACGUUCAGAGUUCCGCCGACGACUGCUAUAGCGGGCGUGCUCAUCUCACAUUGGGCAUAUGAGAAGCCGCCACCUCCUCCUGCUCCAACGCCUGUGAAGGGGAACUUGUGAAUACAAUAGUAGUUGUGGAGUGGUGGCCGUGGAAAUACUACGAUGGUCUGGAAUGGAAGUUUGGAGGUUCAUAACUUAGAUGGAGGGAGCGGCAAGUACCUCGUUACGGUAGAGAGCGUGCUUGUGUGGGGAAUGUACACGUCUAAUGUUUUUGUUUAACCAAUGCGCUGGCUGUGUACGACAAUAUGAGUGUAGAUGAAGAUCUUAGUCCUGCGGCUUUUCAUUUCUGAAUGAGAAUG